This is a messenger RNA of Echinostoma caproni, 2700 nucleotides long. The record is from the annotation of a GenBank genome assembly. NCBI's taxonomy places the organism in Eukaryota, Metazoa, Platyhelminthes, Trematoda, Plagiorchiida, Echinostomatidae.
AUGUCUUCCACUGCUGCAGUUGUAUCAAAUGUUAAUUAUCAUCUUCCAAAGCAAGUUACUCAGGAUUUCAAUCACAAAGAAACUUCCACAAAUGUACAGAAGUGUCCAGUGGCACACGCAAAUGGCGAUACGGGUUGUGCAUCAGCAGCGUCGCCUGUAUCGGCUCAGUCCACCCACAAUGUUGGCUAUAAUUCAGCGACAGCUGCCCUAAGUACCAGCACAAAACUAGUGUCUUCGAAUAUCGAUUCAGCCCUAAGGAGUUCUCUUAAACCAUGGAUCAACGCCGCUAAUUCCCGUGAUCACCUGAAUCUAUCCGGGUCAUCUGUGAAUACGACCGAUUUAGCCCGGCGCUCGCUGACUUUUCAUGAAUCACUGGCUCCCCCGUUAGAUGAUGUUAUACGACAGAAAAUUGAGAAUCAUCCCAAUUCCCUUAUUCUACGAGAGUCGACACCUCUCGAAUCACCUAAAGCCACUAAGCGCACCCUGUGCACUGAUUCUGAACUGAUCGCGUGGUGUCGCACCGGCGGCGAACAUGUUCCAAGCCAGUCAUUAGGAUUAGGCAAUUCGGGGAACACGUGCUACCUGAACUCGGUACUGCAAUGCUUGCUUGCAACUGGCCCCCUACUGGCAUAUGUUGGCGCCAAACAUCGUAAUGCUGGCAACUGCCCCACAGCUUCAGGCCAGUUGGGACCAAACAAGAGUCGUUUUUGUGCACUCUGUGGCAUCCUAGGCUUACUGCGCGAGCACAGCCAGCGCUCGCAUCAAGCGGCCGUGCGUUCACCGUCUUUUGGCUUCGGACACUUCUUGCCGUCUUACUUCCUUGCCAAUGUUCGCGCUGUCUGCCCUGGAUUUCGACCAUAUCAACAAGAGGAUGCGCACGAAUUCCUUCUUGGACUAUUGUCACGUAUGGAGGACAAUACUACAGCUGGUCUAGGCAAGCUACCGCGCAGUUUGUCUGAAACCAAUGCUGUUCGGCGCAUAUUUGGCGGUACCGUUCGAUCUGAAGUAACCUGCCAUACCUGUCAGAAGAUAUCAGCUCGUGAUGAGAUCUGUUUCAAUUUGUCAGUGGACAUAACGUGCGGUCGCAGUUUGCAACAAUGUCUGUUCAACUAUAUCCAUAGCGAGGAACUUUGUGGCCAGAACGCUUACAAAUGUGAAAACUGUCGUCAAUAUCGCUCCGCGACGCGUCGUAGUACCAUAUUUCAAGGUGGACCAAUUUUAAUCAUCCAGUUCAAUCGAUUCUCCCGUAACCAGAAACUGGAUACGCGUGUGGAAUUCCCUUCCUCAUUUAAUUUACGCCCUUUCAUGACCGACAAUAAAGGCCCACCAGUACUGUACCGCCUUUACGGCACAGUAAACCACGAAGGUUACAGCUGCCGAAGCGGUCAUUAUGUGGCUUAUACUCGUCGUCAUGGUUCAUGGCUCUCGCACAACGACAGCUUUGUCAGCUCCACUAAUGUGGAACACGUGCUUCGUCAAGCUCCAUAUCUCCUAUUCUAUGAAGCGGUUAACCCAGUCCUCAACACUCCGGUGGCUGCUGCAGAUCCAGACUACACAGAGAAAAUUAAGACAACUCUAAUGGCUGUCAAACCUACCAAAUCCUCCCCUGUCACUGAUCCAAUCCCUGUCGUACAACCCACUCAAUUGCCAUCCAAACCCCUUGUAACUAGCCCCGCCAAAAGUUCAUCCGCUGCCCACCUUCAGGCUCCUGGUUCACUUCUACCCGCAUCGGGACGAUCUUCAGUGUCCAGUACUCCCCGCAUUGUAUUCAAUCCGAGCGUCAAGCCGCGGUCUGGUUUGAAUACCGUGAUUACAACCACUAGCGCCACCAGUUCUACCACAAGCACUACUACAGUGCCCAUCGGUCCUUCCUCACAAUCGCCCGAAAAGUCAAACGAACCUACUGUCACAUCAUCAUCAUCAUCGUUGUUAUCAUCUGGUCCCACUGUGGUGACGCGACCGGUGGACGUUAUCCUAAAAACGGUCACCAAACCGAGUGCUGCACCAUUGUCUUUAGCCACCGUUCGUCAGCUUCUCUACGGUGAAACGUCUACUCCUGGUUUAUGGUCCGAACGAUCCACUCCUCCUGUAUCAAUCACUGAUCCGGGUGAACUGCCAUUGGUCAAAAGCGACGGGAAAACGCGACCGGGCGAUGAUCAUUAUCCAUCUCCACGCAAGCGGAAACAUUCCCCUUCCAUGUCCGUCAUCCAGGAUGGUUCCACGAGUCGUGAACAUAAUCGUGAUCAGAACAAAUCGGUGGACAGCGCUAACCCGAGUCCGGCGAAGCAAUCACGUCGAGCCUCCGAAAGCAGUUCAGAUUCUAGCAUAGUUUGGGUGCCUAAGACCAAUUUGAUGCAACGAUCGUUCACGUCAAGUGACGAGCGUUCCACGGUUUCAACGAAACGCUCGACAAACGGGGUUCACAGUGACUCCGGACGUAACUGGUCUCAGCAUCAUUCCGAUCAAGAUCAAUCUAGUCGCAAACAUAGUCAUCGUCAUCAUCACCAUAAGAAACGAAAACACCACAGUGGGGAGGAUUCUGAUUCCCACCGCGAUCGGCGUGAAAAACCCUAUUACUAUACCCAUCGGGAUCGUCGCAAAGACCGCCUUAAUGAAGAUCGACACAAUCGUGGACGGGAUCAUCCACAUAAACGCUAUAAUGUCUUUCAUCGCCCUCAUCAUUUCAGUCACCCGCCGUGA